This is a messenger RNA of Oryza sativa Japonica Group (Japanese rice), 1567 nucleotides long. RefSeq names its product protein ALP1-like. The record is from RefSeq and is a predicted model, not a curated record. Lineage: Eukaryota; Viridiplantae; Streptophyta; Magnoliopsida; Poales; Poaceae.
CCUGCUCCAGUAGUCGUGUCAAUUUGGAAAAUUGGAAAGCCGUGGGGAGAUGAGGAGAUGGAGGGGGGCGAGUGGGCGACGAACGCGACUGCGCACGGACGCGUCCGGGCGGGGCGGGGGCGUCGUCAACGUCGCGUCACUGCUGCGAUCGCCUCCCCUCCAAUCCUCCACAACAAAAUCUCCUCCCGUAUUUCCGAUACAUCGACAGCGCAACCACCACCACCACCAUGCGCCGCGGCCGCCGCCGAUGACGCCGCCUCCCACCACCCCCCUCCUCCUCCUCCUCCUCACCCACCACCUCACCGCCGCCGCCGCCGCGCUCCUCGUCCUCCUCGACCCCCCCGCCCCCUCCGCCCGCAAGCGCAGGCGCCUCGACGUCGAGGAACUGGACCCCGUUCCGCCUCCCUCGCUGCAGCCGGAGCCGGAGCCGCUGCCGUUGCCGCCGACGAGCCCGGACCACUACCCGCUCGCGUUCCGGGUGUCGGCGCCCACCUUCAACUUCCUCGCGGGCCUCCUCGACCCGCUCCUCUCCCACCCUUCGCUCCCGUCCUCGACGCUCCUCGCGCUCGCGCUCGCGCGCCUCGCCACGGGGUUGCCCUACGCGACGCUCGCGGCGCUCUUCCGGGUGCCCGCAUCGGCGCCGCGCGCCGCCUCGCGCCGCCUCCGCCGCGUGCUCCUCGCGAACUUCCGAUUCUGGCUCGCGUUCCCCGCCGAGCCGAGCAGCGCCGCCGCGUCCUCCCCUCUCCCGUCCUGCCGCGGCGCGCUCGCCUGCGCGCGCUUCGACGGCCCGGACGGGCCCCUCGCCGCGCAGCUCGUGGCCGGCGCCUCCUCCCGCGUCCUCUCCCUCGCCGCCGGGUUCCGCGGCGACCGCACCGAUCUCGAGGUGCUCAAGCUCUCGUCCCUGUACCAGGAGCUGGAGCAGGGGAAGGUGCUCGACCACGGCCAGUACCUCGCCGGUGACGGCGACGGGUACCCUCUUCUCCCCUGGCUCAUGGUGCCGUUCCGGGGGCCAGCGGUGCCCGGCUCGCCGGAGGCGGAGUUCAACGCCGCGCACGACGCAACGUGCCGCAAGGCGAGGCGCACGGUCCGGAGCCUGAAGGGAUGGGGCGCCAUCGCUCGCCUCCGUGACGAGGAGAGCCCUCGCGCCGCCGUGGCGUGCAUCGGGACAUGCGCAAUGCUCCACAACGUGUUGCUCGCGAGAGAGGACCACUCGGCGUUGGCGCCGGAGGAGACCGACUUGCCGCCGGCGGUGCAGCGCCGGGCGGACGACGGCGACGCCGCCGGAGUGGAAGAUCUCGAGAUCCAUAGGCGCGCAUCGGCGUUUCGGGGCGCAUUGGCGGCGACGAUGAGACGCCGGUGACAUGGGUGAAUUGAACUGCCUAGCUCUCUGGUGAUGAACUGAUGAUUGUUUAGCAUUAGCAACGACAGAUCUAUGCAAUUGUUGAUUCUUUUGGAUCAAAUUGUUUGUAUAUUGCUAGCUGCUGAAUUCCUGAUUGUUCCAUUGAUCCCAUUGGGUUCUUUUAGUUUGUUGCCUGCUGAAUAAAAUGGAGAAAUAAUUUGAUGGAAA